AUGUGUACUUGUGGUAAGUGGCAAAUGGAGAGAUUUCCAUGUUCACAUGCACUUGCAGUUUGUCGGAAUAGAGGGGACAACCCUCUUUCCAUUGUGAACAAUGUGUACACUACUAUGACAUACAGACAACAAUAUAAUUUUGGGUUUGUACCACUUCCUCAUGUUGAUUAUUGGUUGGAUUCAAACUGGACGAUUGAAGCAGAUUACUCAAAACUUUCUGUUCAUCGAGGACGAAGGCGUGCAAAUCGAAUUCAUAAUGAGAUGGACAUUCGUCAUCCUGAUGAACCUCGUAGAUGUACACUAUGCCACCAGCCAGAACUCCGCAGAAGAAAGGAAAAUAAGAUCAAGCUGGAGUUCUUUAAAAGGAACGGUGGAUAUCUAUUGACGCAGCAUAUCUCAGCUAAUAAAUCACAUGUAAUUAAACUAAAAAUUUAUUCUGCGAAAGUGAUAGAGAAGGCAACCAUUGGUUUUAGUCAAAGUCGGUUACUUGGCAAGGGAGGACAGGGUACAGUGUAUAAGGGUUUCUUGACAGAUGGAACCAUUGUAGCCAUAAAGAGGUCAAACGUAGUAGAUGAAGACCAGGUAGAACGAUUUGUUAAUGAAGUUUUCAUUCUUGCACAGAUAAACCAUAGGAAUACAGUUAGACUGUUAGGUUGCUGUUUGGAAUAUGAAGUCCCGUUAUUAGUAUAUGAGUAUUUAUCCAAUGGCACCCUCUCACAACAUCUUCAUGAUGGGGAAGAGGUUUCCAAAUUCUCAUGGAAAGAUCGUAUGCGAGUGGCAAGGGAUGUUGCAGGAGCAUUAUUCUAUUUGCACUCAUAUGCAUCCCCAGCCAUAUUCCAUAGGGAUGUUAAGCCACAUAACAUCUUAUUGGAUCAGAACUACAAAGCUGUAGUGUCUACUUUGGACUUUCAAGAAAAAAGUGAUGUUUACGCCUUUGGUGUGGUACUUACCGAGCUCUUAACCAGAAGAAAAGUUGUAUCUUCAAUAAAUUGUAGUGAAGGUCUGGUUUCACGUUUCCAGUUCUUAGUGAAACAUAACCGCGUGCUUGAAAUUUUAGACAAGCACGUUCUGGAUGAAGCUCUGAUGGACGAUAUUCUUCUUGUCACCAAGCUUGCUAAGACAUGCAUGAAGAAGAAUGUGAAGGAAAGACCAAGCAUGAGAGAGGUGGUCAUCGAUUUAGACAAAUUAAAAGCAGUACAAUUGGAACUUCCUCGUAAGGAUUGA
Molecule: messenger RNA, 1224 nt
Organism: Lactuca saligna
Lineage: Eukaryota; Viridiplantae; Streptophyta; Magnoliopsida; Asterales; Asteraceae
Source: the annotation of a GenBank genome assembly